ACAAAUUUUUAGCUAAAGAUUAUAUUUAAAAUUGUGAAGUAAUAUUCCAAGACAUUGACCUUUUGCAGAUGUAAAGUGUACUAAAAUGUCACUAAGUUUGGAUAUUAAACUUAGGCGAGGCAAUAAAGUAUACUAUGAAGGGGAAACUAUUAGCGGCGUAGUGCAAAUCAUCAGCUCUUCCGAAGUUAAGCACGAGGGAAUUGUUUUGUCCCUCGAAGGUUUGGUAAAUCUCACGAUUAGCAAUAAAAAUGUUGGCAUAUUCGAAGCGCUGUACAAUUCAGUGAAGCCCAUAUCGCUUCUUAACCAGCACAGCGAUCUGGCCCCGUCGGGUAAACUGCCCGCUGGAACGACCGAAAUCCCUUUCGAGCUUCCACUGAUUUGUCCGAAGGAACCAAAAAUUCUGUACGAAACCUACCAUGGGGUGUUCGUCAACAUCACCUACAUGCUUAAAUGCGAAAUGAAGCGCAGCUUCCUCGCCAAAACUGCCUGCAAAACACAACAAUUUAUCAUCCAAUACCGGCCGAGCCGGGCUUCAGAGAAAAAAUCCGAAGUAAGUUUCUCGAUAAGUCCGGAAACAUUGCAAAAAACGGCCAAGGAGCGAAUCGCCAUUCCGAGGUUUCUGAUUACCGGUGUUCUCGAUUCGACCGAAUCCUGCGUGACGCAGCCCUUCACGGGGAACUUAACGGUGCACCACACCGAAGUGCCGAUAAAGUCAAUCGAAAUUCAACUUGUGCGUGUCGAAACGUGUGGCUGCGCCGAAGGUUACGCUCGCGACGCUACCGAAAUACAAAACAUCCAGAUUGCGGACGGUAACGUCUGCCCAAAGGUACCCAUUCCGAUCUACAUCACGUUUCCCCGAUUGUUCACGUGUCCAACGUUGAUAACAAAGAAUUUCAAAGUCGAGUUUGAGGUGAAUUUAGUAGUCGUCUUUGGCGAUGAUUACCUGGUGACUGAAAAUUUUCAGAUUUUAUUAAAAAGGACAGCUUAGUUUUAAAUUUUCACAGCAAAUAUAUAGUGGC
Molecule: messenger RNA, 1019 nt
Organism: Sabethes cyaneus
Lineage: Eukaryota; Metazoa; Arthropoda; Insecta; Diptera; Culicidae
Product: vacuolar protein sorting-associated protein 26C
Exons: 4
Coding region: 86-988 (300 amino acids)
Biological process (GO): intracellular protein transport
Cellular component (GO): endosome
Source: RefSeq, a predicted model, not a curated record